AUGUUAAUCAAUUUACUACUUACUAGUGUAUUAUUUCUAUUCAAUAUCACCCUUAGAUCCGUACUUGCUGUACCAACAUCUCAAGUUUAUGAAUUAAAUCCUCCAGUUACGGAUCGUGUUUUCUUUUUUAUUGAAUAUUAUGAUGUGGAUUUGAAACAAUAUACUACAACUGAAAUUGAUAUAGAAUUAUAUGGCACUUUAGCUCCCAAAACAGUUGCCAAUUUUGUAGCUUUGUCAAAAGGUGUUCGUGCUUUAAUGCCUAAUGAAAAAGAUGAAGCAAAAGCUUUUGAAGUUGGCUACAAAAAUACUGUUUUCCAUAGAAUCAUCAAAGAUUUCGUUAUUCAAGGUGGUAAUGUCUUGCCACAUAUUGGCCCAUUCAGUAUCUAUGGUAUGAAGUUCGAUGAUGAAACUUUCCAUUUAAAACAUGAUAGACCAGGUAGACUAGCCAUGGCUAAUUCAGGACCUAACACUAACGCUGGCCAAUUUUAUUUUGCUAUGAAACCAUUACCUGAUUUGGAUGGCAAGCACGUUGUUUUUGGUCAAGUAACUAGGGGUUUAGAUAUCUUGUUGGAUAAGGUACAAUUUUUGGAAACUGAAAAUGUUGACGAAAUGGAAUUGAAAAAAGUUAAGAUAGUUAACUGUAAAGUCGAUAGCUUAAAAAUAGAAAACAAAGACUUUAUGCAAAACAAAUACAUGGAAAGAGUACAAAAAUUUAGGGAUGGUAAAGAUAUUAAAGGGAACAGCGUUCAUUUUGAUCCCUAUAAUGAAGGUAGCUUAAGAAGCUACAAUGAUUUACAUACUGAAAAGAUAAUUAAAGCCAAUAAUAAUCAUCACAAUGGUUUAUCUGUUAGCGGUACAGGUAAUAGUAAUAUUGGGAAUAUAUUUUCCAAACUUUUGGGUAUUAGUAUACUUGUGUCAUUGGGUUAUUAUUUGUACAGUAAAAAGAAUAAUAAAGUGGUUUCACUAAGACAUGAUUGA
Messenger RNA from Saccharomycodes ludwigii, 978 nucleotides. RefSeq lists its product as uncharacterized. Lineage: Eukaryota; Fungi; Ascomycota; Saccharomycetes; Saccharomycodales; Saccharomycodaceae. Gene Ontology annotation, molecular function: peptidyl-prolyl cis-trans isomerase activity. The record is from RefSeq and is a predicted model, not a curated record. Gene Ontology annotation, biological process: protein folding; protein peptidyl-prolyl isomerization. The transcript has a single exon. Gene Ontology annotation, cellular component: endoplasmic reticulum; fungal-type vacuole. The coding region runs from base 1 to 978 and encodes 325 amino acids.